AUGAUUUCAUCCGAGGACCCUAUUAACCCGCCGCGUGAACUUUCGCCCCUCGCGCAGAGAAAACCAAAGUACUCAGCAACCCGCAGGCUCCUGCUCAAGAGCAAGCUACUGAAGAGGGCUGAGGUAUUGCUGGAGGAGGAGCACAAAGCCAAGAUCACAGAGAGAGAGACAGCGUUAAAGAAGAAUGCACCACCCCUCAGUCUCUCCGGUCUGUCUCUCCAGGAGCUACAGGAGGUCUGUAAGGAUUUGCACCGAAAGAUUGACAUAGUGGAUGAAGAGCGCUACGAUAUUCAGGUGAAGGUGGCCAAGAAUGAGAAAGAGAUCCAGUCUCUGAGUCAGAAGAUCUCAGAGCUGAAGAGCUACAAGAAGCCAAACCUGAAGAAAGUCAAGAGGUCUGGAGAUGUGUUAGGAGGUCUGGCUGAAGCCAAGCUAUCAGCCAAGGCGGACUUUAAAGCCAACCUGAAGACAGUGAAGAAAGAAGAGGAGAAGAAAGAAGAGGUGACAGACUGGCGUAAGAAUGUGGAGGCCCUGUCUGGAAUGGAGGGAAGGAAAAAGAAGUUUAGUGCUCAACAGUAAACUGUUUACAUAUUUGAUUUAGAUAAUGGAACCGCUUUAUUUUAGCUGCUUUUGUGAGGCCCACAGCUGUCUGCUAAUUUCAAUAUUACUACCUUGAUACUGUGAUAUUUUGUGCCAUGGGUAUGUGUGAUUAAACAUGAAAGACUGAAGUACACGCAUGGAAAUUUAUCCUUUUGUAAAUUUAAACGUGUUGUGUUAUGCAAACAGUUUUAUUGGUUAAUGCUAUCUAAGUAAAAAUGUGAAUUGUCUUGGUUGCUAUUUAUGUAUGCAGUACUUUAACAGUAACAAUUGUUUAAUUGUCACUUUCUCCAUUAAAUUGCUUCUGAAAAGAACCAUGUUAAAUUGACA
This is a messenger RNA of Lampris incognitus (smalleye Pacific opah), 924 nucleotides long. RefSeq names its product troponin I, slow skeletal muscle-like. The transcript has 6 exons. Gene Ontology annotation, cellular component: troponin complex. The record is from RefSeq and is a predicted model, not a curated record. Gene Ontology annotation, biological process: muscle contraction. Bases 1 to 576 code for a protein of 191 amino acids. NCBI's taxonomy places the organism in Eukaryota, Metazoa, Chordata, Actinopteri, Lampriformes, Lampridae.